Messenger RNA from Triplophysa rosa, 939 nucleotides. RefSeq names its product olfactory receptor 52E4-like. The record is from RefSeq and is a predicted model, not a curated record. NCBI's taxonomy places the organism in Eukaryota, Metazoa, Chordata, Actinopteri, Cypriniformes, Nemacheilidae. Gene Ontology annotation, cellular component: membrane. Gene Ontology annotation, biological process: G protein-coupled receptor signaling pathway. The transcript has a single exon. Gene Ontology annotation, molecular function: olfactory receptor activity; G protein-coupled receptor activity. The coding region runs from base 1 to 939 and encodes 312 amino acids.
AUGUAUCCUAAUGGAUCUGUUGUGUCAUUGGUGCUGACUCUGCACUCAUUGGAACUGUCGGGGCCAAGCAUUUACUCAGCAUUCAUAUUUGGAUUACUGGCAUAUUUAAUAAUUUUACUCUGCAAUUUAACAAUUGCUUUUACUAUUUGCUUCAACAGAAAUCUUCAUAAACCAAUGUACAUUUUAUUGCUUAACAUGCCUAUCAAUGACACGAUGGGUGCUACGAGUCUUUUCCCUCAGCUGCUGUAUAGUAUAUGGUGUGAGAACAGACUGAUUUCCUACUCUGCGUGUUUUCUUCAAGGCUUUAUUGUGCACCUGUAUGGUGGUGCAUCUCAUGUUAUUCUUACAGCUAUGGCCUACGACAGGUAUAUUGCCAUCUGCUCCCCAUUGAGAUACGGUGCCAUUAUGACAAAUAAUAACUUGUUGAGAAUUAUAACUGGAAUGUGGUUCCUUCAUUUUAUUAUGAUAUUUGUGCUUUUCUUGCUUCUUUUGCCCUACAAGAUUUGUCGGACUUAUAUGGAUGAUCUUAUCUGCUACAAUCCAUCCAUAAUGAAAAUUGUAUGCGAGGACACACGAGUAAACAACAUCUACGGAAUGUGCAUUUUAAGUUUCUAUCACAUUGUUUCACUUUCUGUUGUGGCAUUUACAUACAUUCAUAUAUUAAUUACGUGCGUUUCAAAGAAGCAGUCUGACGCAAAGAUGAAGGCCGUUCAAACAUGUGGUACUCACUUGGUGGUCUUUCUGUUUUUGGAAUUUAACACUUUUUUUCCUCUCAUUGCACAUCGAUCUGAAAACGUCCCGGCAUACCUGCGCAGGGUCUUUUCUAUUUCUGUUCUGGUGUUUCCUCCCAUUGUAAAUCCACUCAUUUAUGGUUUCAAAACUAAAGAAAUUAGACAGAAAAUUGUCACCUGUUUUAAGAGAAAGAUGGGCAGUGUAUGA